AUGUUAUUGAAAGAACAAUACGAUUAUAGACUAAAAACAAUAGAAGACAAAUUAGAACAUUAAGAACAAUUUUUGAAUAAAAAGAUAAAUCAUUUAGAAGAUAGAAUUCGAUCUAUCAAUAUUAUAUAUGACAGAAUUGAUGAAUUAGCAGAACGCAUAAAUCUUUUACAUACUCUCUUUGACAAAUUAAAAGAAAAUUUUGAUGCUAAAUUAAUGUCUUAAGAUGAUAAAAUAACAAAUCUGAAUUCAAAGAUAAAUAGGUUAAAAAACGAGGACAUUUAAUAUUUAUAUAAUCUAAUUAAAAAAGCAUCAGCUACAUCAAAAGAAUUAUCAUCAGAAGUUUAGAAUGCUAAAAAUAAAGAUAUAGGAUAAUCAGAAGUGCUUUUCAAAUAGGAAUUGAAACAAUCUAAAAUUUUGGGAGAAAGAUUACAAUCACCAUUAUUCAUUUAGCGAAAUGAUAAUUAUUAAAAAACUGAUAGAAUAAGAUCAAUCACACUUGAGAAGGACAAAGGAUAAGAUCUGAAAGGAAAAUAAGAAAACAUACNUAUUCAAAAGGUUCAUCUUCAAAUUCUAUUUCAUCCUAUACAAAAGGUGCUUUUGAUUCCUAUUUUUUUUAAGACACUUUUGGUAAAAAUAUAUUAAUUCCAACACUACCUCUUAAAAUUACAUAGAAAGCUUUUCCUUCAUUAUUCACUUUGA
Molecule: messenger RNA, 699 nt
Organism: Paramecium sonneborni
Lineage: Eukaryota; Ciliophora; Oligohymenophorea; Peniculida; Parameciidae
Source: the annotation of a GenBank genome assembly